CGCACUCAAACGAUUUCAAUUAGUUCUCGGGUUUGGUGCCACGAUGUCGUUCUUCAGUUUCAGUUUUAUAUCUUUGCUGGCGAUCGCAAUCGCCCACAAAGAUCCGCAUUAUGUUAAUGAUAGAACUACCAUGGUUCACUUAUUCGAAUGGAAAUUCGUCGACAUUGCCAAAGAAUGCGAAGAUUUCCUCGGUCCAAUGGGCUACGGUGGUGUACAAGUUUCCCCCAUAAAUGAGAAUCUCGUGAUAGAGAAUAGACCAUGGUUCGAAAGAUAUCAGCCGCUCUCUUACAAGAUUAUCACUCGCUCUGGAAACGAAACCGAAUUUAAGGAUAUGGUGGAAAGAUGUAACAAGGUUGGUGUACGGAUCUACGUUGACGCGGUCAUCAAUCACAUGACGGCGAAUGCACAACCAGCGUACGGCACCGGUGGCACGUCAGCAAAGCCAGAGGACCUUAGUUAUCCGGGAGUCCCGUACAGUUCCGAGGAUUUCAACCAACCCUGUGCCAUACAGAAUUAUAAUAAUGCUCUCGAGGUUCGCAAUUGCGAGCUGGCCGGUCUUCACGAUCUUAAUCAGAAUAAAGAACAUGUCCGAAACAAAAUAGUUGAAUUUCUUAACAAGGUCAUCGAUCUUGGAGUCGCUGGUUUUCGCAUUGAUGCCGCCAAACACAUGUGGCCCGAUGAUCUUAAAGCCAUUUACAGUCAAAUAAAGAAAUUGUCUUCUAAGAAUGGAUAUCCAGACAAUGCGCAAUGUUACAUUUAUCAGGAAGUCAUCGAUCUCGGUGGCGAGGCCGUCAGCAAAUUCGAGUACAAUGACUUUGCGGGUGUCAUUGAGUUUCAGUCUGGCAUCGUUCUGGGUAGUAUGUUCCGUGGUCAGGAUAAUUUGGCCAGACUGCAAACUUUCAACGACGAGAACGCUUGGAGAUUGAUACCCUCUAGCGACGCGUUAACCAUGGUUGAUAAUCAUGAUAAUCAGAGAGGCCACGGUGCUGGUGGGGCCAAUAUCUUGACGCACAAGGACCCGAAACCGUACAAGACAGCAGUAGCCUUUAUGCUCGCUCAUCCUUACGGCCAUGCUCGUGUCAUGAGCUCCUUCGCGUUUGAUGAUCCCAGUCAAGGACCACCGGCAAAUUCGGACGGCAGCAUCAUUUCGCCUGAGAUCGUUAACGGUGAAUGCGUCAACGGUUGGGUCUGCGAGCAUAGAUGGCCGCAGAUUUAUCGCAUGGUCCAAUUUCGCAAUCUGGUAAACGGCGAGAGGAUAGAGAAUUGGUGGAGCAAUAGGAAUCAGAUCGCCUUUUCCCGCGGUCGCAAAGGUUUCGUCGCCUUCAACGUCGAGGGUGAUUUACGUGAAAAGUUGCAAACCGGAUUGCCCGCAGGAACAUAUUGCGAUGUCAUAACUGGAGAUGUCGUCGAUGGUGAAUGCAGCGGAAAGUCUGUGCAAGUUGAUGACAAUGGUACCGCUAUGAUCGAGAUUCUAUCAAACGAGCCGGAAGGUGCGCUCGCUCUUAAUAUCCAGGCAAAACUAUGAGGCACGUGCAGAUAAUACCUAGUUAUAUAAUUGUAUUGCUAAAUAGAAAAUUAGUACUAACAGUUAUAUAACUGUAACUUGGUGUUUGCUUGUACAUAUGUGGGGCAUUCCACGACAAAGUGAACUAUCCAUUUCAAGAAAUGUUUCAGAUUUUGAUCAAACUUAUUGAGAUUGAAAAGGUUAAAGAUAUGAUUCCUUGUGCAAAAUCUUAAGCUCUUAAUGCAGUUGGUUGAGUACUUACAAGAACAAUAAUUGUUGAAAAUAAAAAUGUCAUACUGCUUUGAGUCCAAAAUCUUCUUCAUGAUACAUUAAAUUUUUAAACAAUAAUUUUGAUAACAAUUUGUAUAGUACUGAGUGGCUCCAUUAGAGACAUAAAUUAUUUUAUCUCAAACAAAUAAUUUUAAUGUUUUCGAUUAAUAUUAUUCAAAUACAUAUUCAAAGAUUAGUCACCGAAAGCAUUAAAACUAUUUGUUCUAAAUAAAAUAAUUUAUGUUACUGAUGGACUUAGCAUUAUAAAAAUUGCUACCAAUUUGAAAAUUUAAUGUCAUGAAGAAAAUUUUGGAUUCAAAGUAUAAUGACAUUUUUAUGCAACUUUGUAUGGAAAAAGUGCAUGUAACGGCAUAAGACUAUUUUGAAAAGAAGUGUAAGACGAGCUCUAGUCUACAAAUCACCAAUACAGAUCCAAUAUUGCCUCAGGUCUUGUAUAAAUAAAAUAUAUAAAGAAAAUCUUAAACAGACAAAUGUCUGUUUAUAAUAAUAUUAUCUGAAUUUAUCAUGAAAUGCUCCAUAUAUAAAUGCAACAUUUAUAAAAUGUAUACGUAAUUAGCACUAACUCUGUCUUAAACAGAUCAUAACUGUGUAAAUCUUAUAACCGAAUAAAGAGACAAAUAAAAUGUG
This is a messenger RNA of Solenopsis invicta (red fire ant), 2422 nucleotides long. Its product is annotated as alpha-amylase A. The transcript is spliced from 5 exons. The record is from RefSeq and is a predicted model, not a curated record. Gene Ontology annotation, molecular function: alpha-amylase activity; cation binding. Lineage: Eukaryota; Metazoa; Arthropoda; Insecta; Hymenoptera; Formicidae. Gene Ontology annotation, biological process: carbohydrate metabolic process. The coding region runs from base 44 to 1525 and encodes 493 amino acids.